AUGCCUUUGUUUUUACUUCUAGAUCAAUAUCAGGAUCCUCUCAACAAUUCAGAUAUUUUAAGUGAAAUGACACUCAUUGCUGAUAACCUGGAGAAUCUCACAACUUCAAAAAGUACGUUUAGGAAAUCAAUGAGUGUAGGGGAUUUGCAAAAAUUAUGUGACAACAUUCAUAAACUCAGGAGUGGGAAAGUGUAUAUCAACGAAGAAUCAAAUCAAGAAUCCGUUGAAGAAACUUUUGAGGAGGUAAAAUAUGGUUCGUCAAAUUCAUUGUAUGAUGACACUAGUUGUUCCACUACUUUCUUCAGUAAUAAAAGAACAACGAAGGACUUCAUAAAUCGAUUAGCGCAACCCAAACGACAGUUUAAGUCAGACCAACAUUUAAAUAAAGAUGAAUAUGUGCCGAUGGCAGAAGCGCUAAAAAAAUUCCAAAAUGCUACUCCUAAACGUUUUCGCACCAAAGUAAGUGUUUCACACGAACCUUUAAAAUGUACUAUACCACAAUCGCCCAAACUACAAACAACAGUAAGAAGUCGCCCAGUCCAUGUACUCUCCUAUGAAGAACAAGAAAGAAUGGCAGCGGAUGAGGCAAAAAAGACACAAUUUAAAGCGCAUCCUGUAAACAAAAAAGCUCUCCAGCCACCUACACCUCCAGUUUCGAAAGGAAAACGAUCUACAAUACCAGAACCCUUUAAAUUAACAAGUGUUGGACCCAAAAAGAUCGGCGAAUCUCCAAAGAAGGUGCAAACUACGUUCCAUGCAAGACCUGUACCAAAAUCUAUAUACGAAAAUAAUGUACCCAAAAUCAAUCAUUCUUUGAGGACACAUGUAACUAAACCUCAUACACCAUCAUUUAUGAAAAAAUAUAACUCCAAUCCUAUUAAAGCGAUUCCGAACAAAAAUGAAAGUAUCUUACAACAACAACCUAACGCUAAAUUAAAGGCAACCAAACCCUUACCAUUUAGUUUUGAGUUACGGGACCAAUGUACAAAAAGUCGAAGGGAUGAGUUAAUACGAAAAUGCAUCGAAGCAGAACAGAAAGCCAGGGAGUUUCAUGCCAAGCCAGUACCUAAAUCAGUAUUGGUACCGUCAAAAAGGGUUAAUACCAGUUGUAGUUCUCGAAACAGUUUAUUGGGUACUGUGAAAACGGUAAGUAUACUUAAUGCAUUGUUCACCAGAAAUUUACAUAAACAAAAUAACUACAGGGGCAACAAUAUUAACUUUUACAAAUGGUUAUAA
This is a messenger RNA of Diabrotica balteata, 1236 nucleotides long. The record is from the annotation of a GenBank genome assembly. Lineage: Eukaryota; Metazoa; Arthropoda; Insecta; Coleoptera; Chrysomelidae.